AUGAGGACGGCUGAAUCGUGUUGUACUGUAGCCGUUUGGCGUUUAUACGAUAUUCAGGUUAACGCAGUCCACGACUUGGGACUUGGCACAGUCCCAGAUCUUUCGCCAGCAAAGUCAAUGAGUCUUGCCACUCUCAGCACCAAGCCACAACUCAAAGAGACAUGUGAAGUCAAUCCCUGGACAAACUUUCGGCCGAAACGGUUGUGCUAUCACUUCUACCCUGUCCUGUCCCCUCAAUCUAUUUUAUAUCCUAGUGUAUCGCUUUCCUCUUAUCACAUUUUCUAUGAUAACAUUCCACUCUCCCCUCUCGAAUUGCUGAUCCGACUUGGUCCUCCUAUUCUGAUAUCCGUCAUGGGCCAGUAG
Messenger RNA from Protopolystoma xenopodis, 363 nucleotides. Lineage: Eukaryota; Metazoa; Platyhelminthes; Monogenea; Polystomatidea; Polystomatidae. The record is from the annotation of a GenBank genome assembly.